Rhizophagus irregularis DAOM 181602=DAOM 197198 is the source of this 1925-nucleotide messenger RNA. RefSeq lists its product as uncharacterized. Lineage: Eukaryota; Fungi; Glomeromycota; Glomeromycetes; Glomerales; Glomeraceae. The record is from RefSeq and is a predicted model, not a curated record. Gene Ontology annotation, cellular component: cytoplasm.
AUUCACUUUAGACCAAGUCAACCGCUGGUAGAGCUUCUAGCCCCGCAUCAGCAUCGAAUAAAUCAAUUAACGCUAAUGGCGAGAAUCGUAGCGGCAAAAACAGUCCUUCACCAGCAUCAAAUUCCCCAACUACGUCAUCUAAUUCAGUACCGUAUAAUUGGAAAGUUGUUGGAAGUCCGCCUACAAACUAUAUUCGGCCCGGCCCAGACGAAAUUCAAGCUUAUGUUGAAGGUAUACCAAGUGGAAAUGGUGAAGGAAAUAGCGCGAAUGGUGGUAAAUGGAGUGCUUUAGGAGGAUUACAGUGGAGCAGUGCUACAUCCAUUUGGAAUGAAAAGAACCAACAACAAGUUCCUAAUUCAGGAUCUAAAGCUGUACCUCGAGCAUCUCCUACUCCUCCUCCUGUUUCAAAAAAUGAUGAUAAUAAUUCAUCAUAUGAACGAGAGAUGAGUUCACCCCCUGGUAUCACUGGAAAAUUGCCUGUACCAGUCCCUCCUCACCCGCAAUAUCGUCAACACAGAAGUCUUUCUUUUUCAGUCGGGCAACAUGAUACUGAUUUGUUUGGUUAUGCUCCAACCUCUGCGUCUCGUCGUGAUAGUGAAGGUGGUUUACGGUUUGCAUAUCGUCAUUCACUCCCUGUUAUGGAGGAAGAAACCGAUGAUAUAUCACAAUUCAAUAUGAAAUUUCGUGUAAGGUCAAAGUCUUCGGCCGCGGCAUUUAUAUCGGGCAAUCAUGAUCUUUCUCAGGACGAAAUUAAUGAUUAUCGCCGUGAUUCUGAGCAGUAUUCAGAAUCUGGGUCAAUUUGGAAUAAUCAAGGAUCACAGAGUGAUGGUCCAAUUCUUCAUCACAGACGUUCUGUUCCUGGUACCUCUGAUUAUGGUAUGUGGGAUAGCUUAAAUGCACCAAGACAGCCUGCACCACCUUCUUCUUACUUAGCAGUCAUGGCUGGUGAAAAAAUGAGACAACGCCGAUUUUCACUUUCACAGGUUCCUACGUAUGGAAACGAAUAUCAGUAUAUUAAUGACAAUCAAGAUUUGCGAAUGCUUAAUCAUCGAACCGCGAUCGAUCCAACAUAUGCGCACCUUGUGCAAAGACGACAUUCGGUUGCGGGACCUGCAAUUUCAUUUUCAACAAAUCAACAAUCGAGAUAUAUAUCUGAUGCUUUGGAAUCUCUCCAUUUAACUAAUGUACCACAAGCAUCAUAUACCAAUGAUACGGGGUAUGCAAGUAUUCCAGAGGACAUUGAUGAUUAUUUUGAUAACGAUGAACAUCGUACCAGAGCAUGGAAUGAACUUGGAAAAGGUCUUCCACUACAUGCUGUUCCAACACAUGGUCCGCUAUUUCUCGUAGAAUUCAAAGCGGGUCGUACAGAUUUGUUUUAUGUAGCGGAAAACAGUGAUGUUAUGGUGAAAAAGGGUGAUCUUGUUAUUGUUGAGGCGGAUCGUGGUAAAGAUUUGGGAAAAGUUACUAAUGAUUCGAUCAUGCCUCAUCAAGUUCAAUUAUUACAACAACAACAAGCUGACGCCAUGAAUGAUGGACACCGUAUGAGUAAAGAAAUUCAUCCGAAACGUAUUUAUCGGUUGGCCCAGCCAGCAGAAAUCACAAUGUUAGUAACUAAAAGUCAAGAUGAAGCAAAAGCUAUGUUAGUAUGUCAGACAAAAGUUCGUCAAAAGAAAUUACCAAUGGAAGUUGUGGAUGCUGAAUAUCAGUGGGAUCGACGCAAACUUACUUUUUAUUUUAUUGCUGAGCGUCGUAUUGAUUUCCGUGAAUUGGUCCGUGACCUAUUCAAAAUUUACAAAACACGUAUCUGGAUGUGUGCUGUUAAUCCCAUGAUAAAUAAGCCUAAGAAAUGAACCUUUAUGAAGAAAGUUAAGUGCGGUUGCAAAGUAUUUUUUUUUUUUUUUUUUAAAAAAAAAAAAAAAAAAAAA